AUGACGGACAACGGAGAGGGCUCGUCCCUAAAUCCAGCUCGUUCCAUGCCUAUAGCCUCAUCGGUGCGCUCGAGGUCCCCCGCAGCCGAGUUCGGCAGCAGGCAGGCUUCCAUGGCACGCCUUGCAUCCCCAGUGCCCUCGCCUUCCUUGGGGACAUCCUUGUCAUCUCGACAGGGAAUUCCCGCCGGCCGACCUGUCUCCACUAUCACUGGCACCGAGCAGGAAUUUUCCAAAUCCUUCGCCAAUACUUCUUCCCUUCCCGGCCCUGGCCACUCUAUCAUUGCAUCACAACUCCAAGAAAGCCUUGGUCGCUCCCCGCCAAGGUUCGGGACUCCGUCACGACACAACGGGUCUCCUGCGCUGCAACCGACCCUAGAUAGCCGACCUAUGGCCUCCCAGUAUGGAUCUUUUGAUACCAAAAACGUCGCCGGUUCCCCGGGAAUGCCAUACGAAGACCCGGAGGUAGUCAAGCGGCAUCUAGUCACGGAGCACACAGACAAUCAAUCAGACAUCGCAAACAGCUUUGGAGGCGAAGAUAAUUUCUCGAGUCUACAGCUUCAAGGUGGCGAUAUCACACGACAAGUGUAUCGGUGGGCAGAGGACGCCGAGGCUGAGGCCUCAGGGAAGUUCUUGCGAAGCAAGAGUUUCAGUGUCAGCAGGCCAAGGCCAGAAGCGGACACGGAAGAUAUCGACACAAUUCGUGUUCCAGGAGGGUUCCGCAGAGACUAUCUACGAAGAGCAGCUGGAAGUCCACACCGUGGUAGUGCCGAAGCGUCAACUUCUGGGGCACCCCAUGGACAAAGCGCACGCCAACUGCCGACCACCAGCUUCCUGGAGUUCUUGACCCUCUAUGGUCACUUCGCAGGUGAGGAGUUGGAGGAAGAUGACGAGGUCCUGGGUCCAGAUGAAUACUUCUCGUCUGAUGCUUGGGAUGAGCCAGAGGAAGGCAGAGAGUCGGGAGAAGAUGCAGCGCUGUUGCAGGGUGACACGCCAGGUCGCAAGAAGAGGAAGCACAAGCCGCGUUCGCCAGCAGGGACGACUACUACAACAGGUGCCGUACUCUUGCUGCUCAAGUCUUUCGUGGGUACCGGUAUUCUCUUCCUACCCAGGGCUUUCUUGAACGGCGGUAUGCUCUUCAGUAGCUUGGUGCUAUUGGCAGUUUCGAUUCUGAGCUACUAUGCCUUCAUUCUCUUGGUCAAUACUCGCAUGAAAAUCGAAGGAUCUUUUGGUGACAUCGGUGGCAUUCUAUACGGCAAGCACAUGCGACGCAUCAUUCUUGGAUCAAUUGUACUGAGUCAAUUGGGCUUUGUGUCGGCAUACAUUGUCUUCGUCUCGCAAAAUCUGCAGGCAUUUGUGCUAGCAGUAAGCAAGUGCGUGACGUUCAUUGACAUCAAGUACAUGGUUUUGCUACAGCUGAUCAUUUUCCUGCCUCUCUCUUUGAUUCGCGAUAUCAGCAAGCUUGGCUUCACUGCCCUUAUCGCUGAUGUCUUCAUUCUUCUGGGCUUGCUGUAUAUCUACUACUACGAUGUCAGCACUUUGGUAGACCAGGGCGGCAUUUCAGACGUUAUUCCCUUCAACCCUGCCACCUGGUCCAUGUUCAUCGGUACCGCCAUCUUCACUUACGAGGGCAUCGGCCUCAUCAUCCCGAUUCAAGAAUCAAUGCAAAAGCCCAAUAGAUUCCCUGGUGUUCUGGCAGGUGUCAUGGUUGUGAUUACCUUCAUCUUCCUGUCCGCCGGUGCCUUGAGUUACGCGGCUUACGGAUCAGCAACCAAGACCGUCAUUCUCCUGAACCUCCCUCAGGAUGACAAGUUUGUCAACGUUGUUCAGUUCCUCUAUUCGCUUGCCAUCCUGUUGAGCACUCCGCUGCAGCUCUUCCCUGCUAUCCGCAUCAUGGAAAAUGAACUCUUCACUCGCAGUGGGAAAUAUAACCCAUAUAUCAAAUGGAAGAAGAAUGGCUUCCGCUUCUUCCUGGUCAUGGUAUGUGCCGUUGUCGCCUGGUGCGGUGCGGAUGAUCUAGACAAGUUCGUUUCGCUGGUCGGAAGCUUUGCCUGUGUUCCAUUGAUUUACGUCUAUCCGCCUCUCCUACACUUGCGCGCUUGCGCUCGGUCUAAACGCCAGGCCAUUGCGGACGUUGCACUGGCUGUUUUCGGAGCCAUCUGCUGCGUCUAUACGACUUCCCUGACCCUGCUAAGCUGGCUCGGACCGGAGGUUCCCCAAAGUCCAGGGUACUGCGACUCUCACUGA
Molecule: messenger RNA, 2244 nt
Organism: Penicillium bovifimosum
Lineage: Eukaryota; Fungi; Ascomycota; Eurotiomycetes; Eurotiales; Aspergillaceae
Product: putative amino acid transporter
Exons: 2
Coding region: 1-2244 (747 amino acids)
Biological process (GO): amino acid transmembrane transport
Molecular function (GO): amino acid transmembrane transporter activity
Source: RefSeq, a predicted model, not a curated record